This is a messenger RNA of Aedes aegypti (yellow fever mosquito), 2103 nucleotides long. RefSeq names its product probable tRNA (guanine(26)-N(2))-dimethyltransferase (gene Trm1). Gene Ontology annotation, cellular component: nucleus. The transcript is spliced from 4 exons. The coding region runs from base 111 to 1826 and encodes 571 amino acids. The record is from RefSeq and is a predicted model, not a curated record. Lineage: Eukaryota; Metazoa; Arthropoda; Insecta; Diptera; Culicidae. Gene Ontology annotation, molecular function: RNA binding. Gene Ontology annotation, biological process: tRNA N2-guanine methylation.
UGUCACCUCUCACGUGCGUGCGAUCUGUUUCUGUUUACGUUUCACGCGGCGAAAGAUCUUCAGUUCGGUUUAGGAAAUUUUUAAAUUGGAUUCGAUUUCAAGAGUUAAAUAUGGAAGAUUCCAAUUCAUUGGAAAAACUGAAGACCAUCCGUGAGGGAAGUGCUGAAAUUCUGGUAGCCGAACACGUUUUCUACAACCCGGUUCAGGAAUUCAACCGCGAUUUGAGCAUCAGUGUUCUGUCGACGUUUUCGCGGAUAUACCAACGGGAGAAGGCCGAAACUCGCCGCAAGAAAGCCAAGGAAGGUGACCCACCUGUGGAGCAGGUGGCGAUUGUGGCCGGGGAAAAGUGUGAGGAUGGUCUUAGAAUUCUGGAAGCCCUGUCGGCAACAGGUCUGCGCAGUGUCCGAUAUGCGAACGAAGUUCCGGGAGUGAAGGAGAUCAUAGCCAAUGACCUUUCGAAGUCUGCCGUUGAGUCAAUCGAGAAGAACGUUAAGCACAAUAAGCUGGAACAUUUGAUCACUCCUAGCUUCAACGAUGCAAUGACACUGAUGUAUACGUCAACCCAUCCGGACAAACGAUUCACAGCUAUCGAUCUGGAUCCCUACGGCCAUCCAACGCGCUUUCUCGAUGGUGCUGUGCAAUCUAUCGAAGACGGAGGCCUGCUGCUCAUUACGGCCACGGAUAUGGCCGUCCUGGCGGGGAAUUCCCCGGAAGCAUGCUACGUAAAGUACGGAUCCGUUCCGCUCAAAACGAAGGCAUGCCAUGAAAUGGCCCUAAGAAUACUGCUACGAUGCAUCGAAACGACGGCCACUCGCUACGGUCGAUACAUGGUUCCUCUGCUGAGCAUUUCUGCGGACUUUUACAUUCGAGUGUUUGUGAGAAUAUUCACCGGUCAGUACGCCUGCAAGAAGAGCAGCAGCAAGCAAUCGAUGGUAUUCCAGUGUACCGGCUGUGAGUCUUUUACUCUGCAACCCCUGGGAAUUCUUAAGCCAAACCCGACUGAGCAAAAUCCUAACCAAAUCAAGUUCGGCACUCCUAUCGGACCAUACGUGUCGAGUAGAUGCGAGCACUGUAAUCAUCAGCAUCACAUGGGUGGCCCCAUUUGGUCAGCACCUCUUUACGAUGUAGAUUUCCUGAAAGAAUUGCUCGAAACGGUUGAGAUGAAGCAGUUCAAGAAGCUCACCACUAUACGCAGAAUCUACGGCACACUGUCCGUCAUAAAGGAAGAACUGCACGACGUCCCGCUGUACUACACCCUGGAUCGUCUCUGCGGCAUCCUCAAGCUAGAAUCCAUCCCGAUGAUGAAGCUGCGAUCUGCUUUGCUACACGCUGGUUACCGAGUGUCGUACUCCCACGCUUCCAAGACUUCCAUUAAAACCGAUGCCCCGGUGUCGAUUCUGUGGGAUAUUCUUCGCUUUUGGCAGAAGAGCCAUCCCGUCAAGAAGGAACGACUGAUAGAGGGUACUCCGAUAACGGCCAUCUUCGCGAAGGAACCAACGGUGGAGUAUCGCUUGCACGACAUCCAUCCGGAUGCGAAUCCUCCGAGCCGUAAGGAAUCGCUCAGUCGCUUCCCGGAAAAUCCCGCUGCCCAUUGGGGACCCGGAACGCGUGCCACCUUGAUGGUCAGCGAUAAUAAAAUGAUGAAAAGCGUUAAAAACCAAAACAAGCGACGCAAGGAACAGGAUAUCGCCAAAAAGCAGCGACAGUCUUCGGGUGGUGACUCACCCGAGCGAAAGCACCCGAAAACGGAUCAAGGAAACGGGGACAAGGAAACGGAAGAGGUGGCAACUGCAGCGGCAGUUGAAGAAACAACCACCUGUGAAUGAAUCACAUUGCAGAUUCUCUUGUGUAGAGAAAACAUGCGCGUGGAGCGCGCCAAAACGCUGCAAGGCAACCGAAAUAUCGAUCAAUUAUGCAUUGAGUUUUUUGUGUCGUCACGCAACGUUUGUCCCGUUCCUGGCCGAAGAAUUUUGACACAUUCUUUUACACUUUUAUUAUAAUUGCGUUUGAAGUAUAAAAUUUAUUUUAGUUGCAAAACUUAUUUCAAUAAAUACACAUCAGAUUUCAUACGAACUCGAUUUCACUUUGUAUUGCUAACUCUCG